Messenger RNA from Hyaloperonospora brassicae, 555 nucleotides. The record is from the annotation of a GenBank genome assembly. NCBI's taxonomy places the organism in Eukaryota, Oomycota, Peronosporomycetes, Peronosporales, Peronosporaceae.
AUGGCCUCCCGCAACGCGCAGGAGCUCGCCGAACACGUGCUGUCGCUCUACGACGUGAGCUCCGACCGCGACGCCACGAUCGCCCAGUACUACCUGCCCGACGCUGUGUUCACGGACCCCCUCGUGUCGGUGCGCGGCGUCGCUAACAUCCAAGCGCAGUUCCGCGUCCUGUCGACGUUCGUCCGCUCGAGCAAAGCGACGCUCGUGCGCGGCUCGAUGGCCGGCGCGUCGGUGCUGACGAUCGACAGCUCGAUGGUGUACCGGCUCAAGCCCUUCCCCAGCCUCAUGCAGGUCGCGCUGCGCGUGUUUUCCGUGCUCGAGCUCCAGAACGGGCGCAUUGCGUCGCACACGGACCACUACGACUUUUACUCGGUGCUGACCAAUGUGCCCUUUGUGGCGUUCUUCUACAGCCACUUCCGACCGGCGUUCGGGGCCGCGAGCUCGGCCGUGAUCAGGCGGCUCGUGCCGUCGCAGACGAAGCGGAUCGCGGCGGGGAAGCGCGAGGAACCGGCCACGGAGAGCGAUGGCGCCGUCGCAGCGGUGACGGCGACGUAG